UUUGGUUUAUGAUUUUUUGUACUCUUUCAUGUUUAAGUUUAUAUAUUCUAGUGUAACUUCUUUUAAAGAACAUAAUUUUACCGUUCGUGAAAUUCUGUUUGCAAAAUAAAUUCAAGGUUUUGAUUAUUUUUGUUUGAAAUUAAAUUCUUGAAUUACUGCAGACACAUAAGAAUUAUAGAACAAUUUCUUCUGAGUAUCCAAAGUUCUGCAUUUCUAAUUAGUAUUAAAGUUCAUCAAGUGCAACCACUAGUAGAUAUGUUAAUUAAUAUUAAUAAGAAAUAAUUUGUAGCUUUGGUUGCAUAACAAUUGAAAGUAACAGUCCAACAGAUCGUGAAGGAGACCAAAACAAGUGAACAGAGUUAGCAGUGCAAGAAAGAGGAAGAAAAGUUGAAACAUUUUCAGACAGUGGCAUGUGGGAAUCUAUUCUAUUAACGGUGGCUGCCACCGCCGGCAACAACAUAGGAAAGAUCCUUCAGAAGAAGGGCACUAUCAUUCUUCCACCUCUCUCUCUCAAACUCAAGGUCAUAAGGGCGUAUGUUUUAAACAAAACCUGGGUGAUAGGUUUUCUAAUGGAUAUAUCUGGGGCACUAUUGAUGUUAAGGGCACUGUCUCUGGCUCCAGUCUCUGUCAUCCAACCAGUUUCUGGCUGUGGACUAGCAAUUCUUUCAAUAUUUUCUCAUUUUUAUCUCAAGGAAGUGAUGAAUGCUGUUGAUUGGGUUGGCAUUACAUUGGCAGGUUUUGGCACAAUAGGAGUUGGUGCUGGAGGUGAGGAGCAAGAGGUGGUAGCUCUAUCUAUUUUUCACAUACCAGGACUGGCAUUUGUUGUUUUCAUCUUGUUUAUACUGCUUAAUGGAUGGCUUCGAAUAUGCAAGCAUCAACGUAGAGAACAAGAGAUGAUGGAAUACGAUGUCGUUGAGGAAAUCAUCUAUGGUUUGGAAUCUGGUAUUUUGUUUGGGAUGUCAGCUGUAAUAUCAAAGAUGGGAUUUCUAUUCCUAGAGCAAGAUUUUCCCAAGCUAUUGGUUCCUGUGUGCAUCAUGAUCAGUGUGUGUUGUAGUGGCACAGGCUUUUACUACCAGACACGUGGCCUAAAGCAUGGGAGAGCUAUUGUAGUUUCUACAUGUGCAGCUGUGGCAUCAAUUUUGACUGGUGUUCUUGCUGGGAUGCUUGCUUUGGGUGAGCGACUUCCUUCUGAACCAAAAGCUCGCUUGGCACUUCUUCUUGGAUGGCUACUCAUCAUUGUUGGUGUGAUUUUACUUGUUGGUUCAACACGGCUAGUGAGAUUCCUUUCUUGCUCUUCACGACGGAAAAGAAGCAAUGUGGAUAAGAAUUAUGGUCCUAGAAGAACCACUUCUUCCCGGGUGAGGGAACCAAGUCCAAGUGUUGUCAUUCAAGCAGCAACAUUAAAUCCUUUACUAUCAUCAUCUUCCAAAGAAAAAGCUUGAGUUGAUAUUAGCACGAUAAUGUUCCUUCAUCUUUCAUAGAAUUUCUAAGCAUCAAGUUGCCUUCUAAUCCGUUUGCCGAGACCAGGGUGUAUUCUGUACAGAGAGCAUGACAUUUUGGAUGAAAUAUUUGUUAACUUCUGAUGAUGCCUUGUGAAAACUAUUCCUGAACUGCCACUCUUUCUGCAUUCGUGGAUUGUAUAAGACACUGAUAUAGCAUAUCAACAUACAGAAUUUGUUUAAUUUUCACUCAAACAAUUUUGAUAAAGAACAGUUUACCCCUAA
Cajanus cajan (pigeon pea) is the source of this 1724-nucleotide messenger RNA. RefSeq names its product putative magnesium transporter NIPA9. NCBI's taxonomy places the organism in Eukaryota, Viridiplantae, Streptophyta, Magnoliopsida, Fabales, Fabaceae. Gene Ontology annotation, molecular function: magnesium ion transmembrane transporter activity. The record is from RefSeq and is a predicted model, not a curated record. Gene Ontology annotation, biological process: magnesium ion transport. Gene Ontology annotation, cellular component: membrane.